Molecule: messenger RNA, 1758 nt
Organism: Engraulis encrasicolus (European anchovy)
Lineage: Eukaryota; Metazoa; Chordata; Actinopteri; Clupeiformes; Engraulidae
Gene: yars1
Product: tyrosyl-tRNA synthetase 1
Exons: 15
Coding region: 115-1722 (535 amino acids)
Biological process (GO): tyrosyl-tRNA aminoacylation
Molecular function (GO): ATP binding; tyrosine-tRNA ligase activity; tRNA binding
Source: RefSeq, a predicted model, not a curated record
CCCUUGAUGGUCAAUCGAGCACCGAAUUUCGCCCAGCGCUGAUGCAACAUUGACAGUUUUCAUCCGGCGUCACCACGUUGUGGACCAUUCAAUCCCGUCCGUGCGAGCGCCGCCAUGGGGGAACAGCUCAGUCCAGAGCAGAAGUUUGAGCUCGUCACCAGGAACCUGCAGGAGGUCCUUGGUGAGGAGAAGCUGAAGACGGUGCUGCAGGAGCGAGAGCUGAAGGUCUACUGGGGCACGGCCACUACAGGGAAGCCCCACGUGGCGUACUUCGUACCCAUGUCCAAAAUCGCAGACUUCCUCAAGGCCGGCUGUGAGGUGACCAUCCUGUUUGCGGAUCUGCAUGCCUACCUGGACAACAUGAAGGCCCCGUGGGAGCUGCUGGACCUCAGGACGCAGUACUACGAGCAGGUGAUCAAGGCCAUGCUGGAGAGCAUUGGAGUUCCUCUGGACAAGCUCAAGUUCGUCAAGGGCACCGACUACCAGCUCAGCAGGGAGUACACUCUUGAUGUGUAUCGGCUCUCCUCCAUGGUAACGGAGCACGAUGCCAAGAAGGCGGGAGCUGAGGUGGUCAAGCAGGUGGACCAUCCCCUACUGAGCGGCCUGCUGUACCCAGGCCUACAGGCUCUGGAUGAGGAGUACCUGAAAGUAGACGCUCAGUUUGGAGGCGUCGACCAGAGGAAGAUCUUCACGCUGGCAGAGAAGUAUCUGCCGUCUCUAGGCUAUGCCAAGCGUGCCCACCUGAUGAACCCCAUGGUGCCCGGCCUGACGGGGGGCAAGAUGAGCUCCUCAGAAGAGGAGUCCAAGAUCGACCUGCUGGACCGACGGGAGGACGUGAAGAAGAAGUUGAAGAAGGCCUUCUGCGAGCCGGGAAACGUGGAGAACAACGGGGUGCUCUCCUUCGUCAAGCACGUGCUGUUCCCCCUGCACUCAGAGUUCGUCAUCAAGAGAGACGCCAAGUUUGGAGGAGACCAGGUCUACAAAGUCUACGAGGACGUGGAGAAGGACUUCGCUGCAGAGCAAGUCCACCCUGGUGACCUGAAGGCGUCAGUAGAAGAGGCUCUGAACAGGCUGCUGGACCCAAUACGCAAGAAGUUUGAGAGCCCCGAGCUGAAGAAACUCACCGCCACCGCUUACCCACCGCCCAGCAAGAACAAAGCGGCCCCUAAGGGAGCGAAGGGAGGAGCAGGAGGAGGAGCAGGAGGAGGAGACGAUGAGGAGGUGGUUCCCUCCAGACUGGACAUCAGAGUGGGCAAGAUCAUCAGCGUGGAGAAGCAUCCGGAUGCUGACUCCUUGUACCUGGAGAAGGUUGACGUUGGGGAGGCGGAGCCUCGCACGGUGGUGAGCGGCCUGGUGGCCUACGUUUCCCAGGAUGCACUGCAGGACCGCAUGGUGGUGUUGCUAUGCAACCUGAAGCCCCAGAAGAUGAGGGGCAUCGAAUCCCAAGCCAUGCUGCUCUGCGCAUCCAUUGAGGGUGACCCCAGGAGGGUGGAGCCUCUUGACCCCCCCGAGGGGUCGUCGCCAGGGGAACAGGUGUACGUGGACGGCUACGAUUCUGGAAAGCCUGACGACAAACUCAACCCCAAGAAGAAAAUCUUCGAGAAAAUACAGGUUGACCUGAAGAUCUCGGAUGCGUGUGCAGCUCAGUGGAAAGACAAAGACCUGAUGACAAAGUUGGGACAAAUUACCUGCAAAACACUCAAGGGCGGAAACAUCAGCUAGACACACACACACACACACACAUAUACAUACACACAC